This is a messenger RNA of Caenorhabditis briggsae, 1509 nucleotides long. Gene Ontology annotation, cellular component: lysosomal membrane. Gene Ontology annotation, biological process: transmembrane transport. Lineage: Eukaryota; Metazoa; Nematoda; Chromadorea; Rhabditida; Rhabditidae. Gene Ontology annotation, molecular function: transmembrane transporter activity. The record is from RefSeq and is a predicted model, not a curated record.
AUGGGAGUCUACCCUUCCGAUUCACAAAUCUCUCUACCCUCCAAGGAUUCUGAAAUCUCACUGGACAGUAUCCGCUCCCCACUACACGAACGAUCUACAGAAUGGCGAGCCAUGUGGAUUUCUAUUGGAAUGCAGUUUGUAGUUGGUGUUCAAAUUUCUGUCUAUUACAUGUCCAUGUGGCCAUAUCUCUCUGGAUUGGACAAAACUGCCGAUAUGGAUUUCUUGGGCUGGGUGGUAGCCGCUUGUAAUAUUGGCUGUACUAUUUCCAACCCUCUCUACGGACUAUGGAACCAAAAAACAAUGUCGUGCAAAUGGCCAACUAUUACCGGAUUCCUAAUUGCCGCAAUCGGACAAUUAAUGUAUGGAGCUAUUAGUGAAGUACAACAACAUGGGAAAUGGUACAUGCUGGUUGCCAGAGUAGUCACAGGACUUGGAGUUGGAAACCUGGCGGCUUUGAGAGCCUAUGGAGCAACAGCUUCUACUCCAAAAGAUCGGCUGAAAGCUAUUUCAUAUGGAACUGCUGGAUACGUUUUUGGAAUUUCAUUUGGACCUGCUAUUUCGGCAUUCUUCACUCCCCUCGGCGAACAAGGCUACAAUCUGGGAAUUGUAAAAAUCGAUAUGUAUACCGCCUCUGCAUAUCUUAUGGCGCUCAUUUGUGUCCUGGCUGUUUUGAUGCUCAUUUUCUUCCAUGAAGACUACGCUGGAAUCAUUGAUAAAAGCAAGGAUAGUGAUGAAAAAGACAUGGCUAGCUACGUAGUUGUCCCAAAAUUCGACCUGGUCCCAGCACUCAUCUGUAUCUAUUUGUACAUGAUUGUCAGUAUGAUCGCCACAAAUAUUGAAGUAAUGUCUACUCCUCUCACAACCGUUCUUUAUGAUUGGAAAGAUUCUCAAGCUAUCCUCUACAAUGGAAUCAUUGAAUCUGUCACUUGUAUCGUUUCGGUUUUGAUUAAUUUUGGAAUUGGAAAGUCGAGAAUCGGAAAAAUCGACAAACGUCUCCAGAUUCUGUUCGGAUUGGCUGUAUUUGUAGCAUUCCACUUGGUCAACUACCCAUGGUGGUUCUAUUCGGGACCAUUGAACUUCCUGCCACCAGGAUCCAACACUACUGUCGUCGGAGGAUGUCUUGACACCUACACCUGGUGUAGCUCAACCACUCGUGUCCCAAUGGCUCUCUAUAUCUUCGCAUUCGUUUUCUUCUUCGGUAUCGCAUUUCCAUUUGUUGAGUCUCCAGCUGCAGCAUUGUAUUCUGAAAUUCUUGGUCCCAGAAAGCAAGGAACCAUGCAAGGGCUAUUCAGUUUCGGAGGAAGUGUCACACCAUUUGUGGCUAGUAUUAUUAUCACAUUCCUCUUCCAACACACUGGAUAUAAAUACGUCAUUAUCCUCCAAUCAUCUACAAUUUUCAUUGCCUUCGUUCUGAUGUCAGUUUUCUACAAUCGACUGGUCCCUUUGAAACUGAAACCCAAUAAUGGAGAAUCUGCAGCUUACAAAAAUGGAAUUUUCUAUUCUAUGUGA